Molecule: messenger RNA, 291 nt
Organism: Meira miltonrushii
Lineage: Eukaryota; Fungi; Basidiomycota; Exobasidiomycetes; Exobasidiales; Brachybasidiaceae
Exons: 1
Biological process (GO): regulation of transcription by RNA polymerase II
Molecular function (GO): RNA polymerase II cis-regulatory region sequence-specific DNA binding; DNA-binding transcription factor activity, RNA polymerase II-specific
Source: RefSeq, a predicted model, not a curated record
ACUACGAGUGCAACACAAGCUGCAAGUGCCAGUAGAAGAAAGAAUGAAGCGAUUCAUGUUUGUCCUAUUCCGGGUUGUGGUUCAACGUUCACGCGAAAGUUCAAUUUGAAUGGACACAUUCGAUCUCAUACAGGACAAAGACCUUAUCAAUGCCGUGCUCCUGGUUGUGGAAAGAGCUUUGCAAGAAGUUUUGAUUUGAGCAGACAUGAAAAGUUACAUGCGGGCGUUAAACCACAUACAUGUGAAAGUUGCGGAAAAGCAUUUGCAAGAGCUGAUGCACUUUCACGACAU